AAACCCCAUAUUCUGUUUCCAGCCCAUCUCUGUGUUUUUAUCUGUUUGUGGUAAUUGGGUCUGAUCCCUAAUGGCUAACGGCGGAGGGGGAGAGGGAAACGGUGAUUUUUACGCUGUGUUGGGAUUGAGCAAGGAGUGCUCUGAUGCUGAGCUCAGGAAUGCUUACAAGAAGCUUGCUAUGAGAUGGCAUCCUGAUCGUUGCUUUGCUUCGGGGAAUUCCAAGUUCGUAGAAGAGGCCAAAGAAAAAUUCCAAGCAAUACAAGAAGCUUACUCUGUUCUCUCUGACUCCAACAGGAGAUUCUUGUACGACGUCGGGGUCUACGAUAGCGAUGAUGACGAAAACGGCAUGGGGGAUUUCCUGGGCGAAAUGGCGCAGAUGAUGAGCCAAACGAAACAGGGCGAGAACGGCCACGAGAGCUUCGAGGAGCUACAGCAGCUGUUCGUGGACAUGUUUCAGUCUGACGUGGGCCACGAUCGAUCCGCGUCGUCGUCGAGUCAACCCUUCUGCAACGGGAAUAAUAACAAGCGCGAUAACUCGGCGAUGGGUUCGGUUCAAGCCGGUGGCGGGGAGUUCGAGUCCGGUUCGGGCUCGUUUUGCUUCGGGACAAGCGACUCGCGGCAAGCGUCAAAGGGAAGAGGAGGAGGAGGGAGCAGCAACGGCAGCAAGAGCAGCAAGAGAAGGAAUGGGCGGAAACAGAACGUUUCAUCAAGGGAUGCUGAGAUUUCAGCCGCUUAGAUCUAGUUAUUUAUCGUAUUUAAUUUUAGGUCAUUAGUCUUCUCCCCUUGAGUUAUUCAAAUUUUUUUGGCUGAAGAAUAUCCAAAAUUUUGAAGAUUGCUCUGAAGGGUUUGAGUGGAGCGAGGGGCUGUGGUGCUUGCACGCAUUUUUAAUGGGUUAUUUACUUAUUUAUGAUUUUUUUUUUAGCUUUUCUUGUUCUCGAUUGUUCUUUUUUUCUUUUCCCCCCCUUGGAUCAAUGUACAAUUUAUGCCUGCCGAACAAUUCUACUUGUACUUUGGACGUAUGAAAUUUUAAUUCUGUGAUCGAGAUGUUAUC
Asparagus officinalis (garden asparagus) is the source of this 1051-nucleotide messenger RNA. RefSeq names its product chaperone protein DnaJ. The transcript has 6 exons. The record is from RefSeq and is a predicted model, not a curated record. Bases 71 to 736 code for a protein of 221 amino acids. Lineage: Eukaryota; Viridiplantae; Streptophyta; Magnoliopsida; Asparagales; Asparagaceae.